UUUACCAAUGUUUACAUCAAGGAUUUUGGAGAAGACAUGGAUGAUGAGCGCUUUAAGGAUCUCUUUGGCAAGUUUGGGCCUGCCUUAAGUGUGAAAGUAAUGACGGAUGAAAGUGGAAAAUCCAAAGGUUUUGGAUUUGUAAGCUUCGAAAGGCAUGAAGAUGCUCAGAAGGCUGUGGAUGAGAUGAAUGGAAAGGAGCUCAAUGAAAAACAGAUUUAUGUUGGUCGACCUCAGAAAAAAGUGGACCGGCAGACAGAGCUUAAGCGCAAAUUUGAACAGAUGAAGCAGGACAGGAUCACCAGAUACCAGGGUGUUAACCUUUAUGUGAAAAAUCUUGACGAUGGCAUUGAUGAUGAACGUCUUCGGAAAGAGUUUUCUCCAUUUGGUACAAUCACCAGUGCAAAGGUUAUGAUGGAGGGUGGUCGCAGCAAAGGGUUUGGUUUUGUAUGUUUCUCCUCCCCAGAAGAAGCCACUAAAGCAGUUACAGAAAUGAACGGUAGAAUUGUGGCCACCAAGCCAUUGUAUGUAGCUUUAGCUCAGCGCAAAGAAGAGCGCCAGGCUCACCUGACCAACCAGUACAUGCAGAGAAUGGCGAGUGUGCGAGCCGUGCCCAACCCCGUUAUCAACCCCUACCAGCCAGCACCUCCUUCAGCGUACUUCAUGGCAGCUAUCCCACAGACUCAGAACCGUGCUGCGUACUAUCCUCCUAGCCAAAUCCCUCAACUAAGACCAAGUCCGCGCUGGACUGCUCAGGGUGCCAGACCUCAUCCAUUCCAAAAGAUGCCCGGUGCUAUACGCCCAGCCGCUCCUAGACCGCCAUUUAGUACGAUGAGACCAGCUUCUGCCCAGGGUCCACGAGUCAUGUCCACGCAACGUGUUGCUAACACAUCAACACAAACAAUGGGUCCUCGUCCUGCAGCUGCGGCUGCUGCCGCAACUCCUGCUGUCCGCACCGUUCCACAGUAUAAGUACGCCGCAGGUGUGCGCAACCCUCAGCAUCAUCUGAACGCACAGCCACAGGUGACCAUGCAGCAGCCUGCUGUUCAUGUACAAGGCCAGGAGCCUUUGACUGCUUCCAUGUUGGCAUCUGCCCCUCCUCAGCAGCAAAAGCAAAUGUUGGUUGAACGGCUCUUUCCUCUUAUUCAGGCCAUGCACCCUACUCUUGCUGGUAAAAUCACUGGCAUGUUGUUGGAGAUUGAUAAUUCAGAACUUCUUCAUAUGCUUGAGUCUCCGGAGUCUCUUCGUUCUAAAGUUGAUGAAGCUGUAGCUGUACUACAAGCCCACCAAGCUAAAGAGGCUGCCCAGAAAGCCGUGAACAGUGCCACCACCGGUGUUCCAACUGUUUAAAAUUGAUCAGGGACCACGAAAGGAAACUCGUGCUUCACCGAAGAAAAAUAUCUAAACAUCGAAAAACUUAAAUAUUAUGAAAAAAAUUGCAAAAUAUAAAAUAAAUAAAAAAAGGAAAGGAAACUUUGAACUUUAUGUACCGAGCAAAUGCCAGGUCUAGCAAACCGCUAGGCCUAGAUUACUUCUGACUUAAAAACAACAACAACAACAAAAAAAUAGUAAAAUAUAAAAACAAAUCAAUGUUUUAUAGACCCUGGGAAAAAGAAUUUUAAGCAACGUACAAAAAUUUAAAGCAUUUCUUGCUUUAAUUUUGUAAUUCUUUACUGU
Molecule: messenger RNA, 1674 nt
Organism: Sorex fumeus (smoky shrew)
Lineage: Eukaryota; Metazoa; Chordata; Mammalia; Eulipotyphla; Soricidae
Product: polyadenylate-binding protein 1-like
Exons: 1
Cellular component (GO): ribonucleoprotein complex; nucleus; cytosol
Molecular function (GO): poly(A) binding; poly(U) RNA binding; mRNA 3'-UTR binding
Source: RefSeq, a predicted model, not a curated record